GCAAGUGCUAAGGAACGAUGAGGUGGUUCAUUGUGCUCUGUGUUGUCAGUGUUUUGGGACAAAAUAUCACCGAGAAAGAUGAACCACCAGAAUCGAUUUUCGAUUAUCAUUCAAUGCCAGCGCUAUCAGAGUUGGAUGACUUCGAUCUUUGUCUAAAGAAGCCUGACGCCGUCUACUGCAUAGUAGACCUGGAACUUCUGGAAGAUGAUACACCAUUGUAUCAGUUUAUAAAGAACUUCUCCUCGCUGACCUACAAGAACUAUCAACACUCAAAGUUGCAUCGAGGAGUGUGUGGCUCCCAGCAUUGUGGUCUGAACACCACUCAUGCUGACGCUGGCGAGUCUACAUCAGAAGCUUUGAGGAAUUGCCUGAAUUCAAGUAUACAUCAAGGGUAUGGAUUGCAGGUGGAUAAUCUAUCAGUCCGGUACUGUAAGACCCAGGAUGAUUACAUACCACCAGAUGUUCUGGAUUACGUUGUUGGAGUUUUACUGCUGGCUCUUCUGCUGGUCAACCUGGGCUGUUCUGCUUACUACUUCUUAUGGCCCGUGGAGAAGGAAAAAGCUAACAAAUUCAUGCUGGCUUUCUGUGUCCAAACGAACUGGAAAACUUUGAAACAUGGAGGUAGCGCCGAGGGUGGAAUCUUCAAGUGUUUCCAAGCGUUGAGAUUCUAUACAAUGGUGAUGAUCCUAGGUCUUCACUCGAUGAUCUUCAUCGGCUAUGGAUACACCGCUAACCCGGAGUUUAUUGAGAAUUCUUAUGACGACUUCUUCAAGGCUCUCCUCUUCAACGCUCGAGUGAUAGUCCAGAUUUUCUUCGUGAUGGGAGGCUUCCUCAUGGCUUACAAGAUGUUGGUGUAUGCUGAGUCUCAUCCGUUUACAUUGAAGACAGUUCCAAUGGCACUCGUGAAUCGAUGGUUAAGGUUAAUGCCAGCAGUACUAGUAGUGAUGGGUCUAGCGAUGACGUGGGUGCCCCACAUGGGGUCAGGACCUAUGUGGGACGCUGUGGUGAAGAGGGAACGAGACAUGUGCCGCAUGAACUGGUGGCAGCUCGUCAUCUUGAGCCCUAAUCUCUUCCCGUUUGAGCACCUUUGUUUGCCUCAAGCUUGGUACCUAGGUACUGACACUCAGCUCUUCCUGGUAACUCUAGUGGUCCUCCUAAUCAUCUGGAGGUGGCCCAGGAGUGGAGUACCAGUUCUGUCCGCAGUCAUGGUCAUCAGCUUACUGAUACCAUUCCUGCAGAGUUAUUUCAUGAACCUACUGCCGAUCAGAGUCAGCAUCUUUCCUGAAUCGAUAAGGGAUAUAUUUGGAUACAACGAUACAUUCUACCAUGCUUAUGUGUCAGCGCAAGGAAAUUGGGCUGGUUAUCAUCUUGGAGUCUUGACUGCCUACUUCUACCACAAGGCACAGCAGAAGAAAUGGGAUCUAAGAGGGUCAAUGCUCAUGAAACUCCUCUUCCUGGCUUCAAUUCCGAUCGCUGGUGGAACUGUCCUGAUGGGUUGGGAUCUCCACCAUCGUGAAGCGUCAGCGUUUGAGGCAGCUAUAUUCAACGCUCUAAACCAGAACUUCUUCGCUCUAGCCAUCUGCGUCUUCAUUAUUGGAUAUUUUUACAAGUUGAACAGAAUCUACGUAGGAUCCGUGGAAUGGGGCCCUCUCCAGCCACUAGGCAGAAUGUCUUACUGCGCCAUGUUACUUCACGCAACGGUGUUGAGGACCUAUGGAGGUCAGAUGAGGAGGUCUUUCUACGCUACUGAUUACACUGCUAUAAUGUUAUAUGCUGGUAUAGUAACAACUACGUAUCUCUUGGCUCUUCCACUCCAUCUCUUCGUGGAAGCCCCAGCCUGUCAGCUCCAAAAACUCCUUUUAGGCCCGAAAAGGAAACCAGAUAGAGAAAGGAAAGAGAAAGAAGAUUCCAACGCCAAUCACGUUAAACCUGGAAUUUCAAACGUAUCUGUCAACACUGUAUCUACACAUAUUUAAAUACUAGAA
Molecule: messenger RNA, 1985 nt
Organism: Spodoptera exigua (beet armyworm)
Lineage: Eukaryota; Metazoa; Arthropoda; Insecta; Lepidoptera; Noctuidae
Source: the annotation of a GenBank genome assembly